CUCUCCCUGCCAGAAUGGAGGAACAUGCGUUGAUGACAAUGGUUUUGCACCACAUGCUUCCUGUCUGUGCCCUUCUGGUUUUGCUGGCAACUUCUGUGAAAUAGAUAGAGAUGACUGUGAAUCCACCCCCUGUGAAAAUGGAGGAACAUGUACCGAUAUUGGUGUGGAUUUCAGCUGUUUUUGUCCCCAUGGCUAUACCGGAAAGCUCUGCAGCAGCCGUGUCAUAUUCUGUGCAAGUGGCCCGUGUGAGAAUGGAGGGACAUGCAAUGAACAUCCCCAAGGAGGAUUCGAAUGCAUCUGUAAACCAGAAUUUGUUGGUGCGACGUGCAAACAUCCCAGUAAAAACACAAGCCUCUCUAGAGUGACUAUGGAGACUAAGCAUAUGCAGAAUUACAAGCCACCCCCAAAAGCUCAUCACAGAUCAAUGCAUCAUCAAGAAAUCCUGAAAAUAACAAUGAAAGAAACAAUCCAAAAUGCAGAACCCUUGCUCAGUAGAAGCCAGGUGAUAUGUUUUGUUGUACUGGGCUUGCUUACAUGUCUUGUUGUCUUGGGUACAACUGGGAUUGUAUUUUUUUCGAAAUGUGAAACGUGGCUGGCCAAUGCCAAAUAUAGUCAUCUCCUGCGCAAGAAAAAGAACUUCUUUCAGAAAUCUAACGAUGGGGAAAACCUCUCAGUUAAUAUUAUCUUCCCAGAGAAGAUCAAACUGACUAAUUACACUAAGAACUACACUGCCAUCUAGGCCCCUGAAAGCUGAACAACAACUCACAACUUUUCAUAGCAAUAUGUAAAAUAGAUUAAAUUUAUUGCCUGUGAUUGGCGUCAAUAUUUGUGGGUACAUUUGCUGUAGCUUGUGCUGAGUGAUCAUGAAGAAAUACAAUGUAUCUUUAUUGUUAAGGAUUUUUUCAUUCCCAAAAUAAAAGGGUUUUUUUUUUUUAAAAAAAAAAGGAUUAAAGAGCAGGGAAUGUUAAUUUGAUUUUUCUUCAAGGCAGCUAUUUCUUGUAAAAUAAAAGGUAAUUCACU
This is a messenger RNA of Antrostomus carolinensis (chuck-will's-widow), 1020 nucleotides long. It is a transcript of the gene DLK1, whose product is annotated as delta like non-canonical Notch ligand 1. Gene Ontology annotation, biological process: Notch signaling pathway. Gene Ontology annotation, molecular function: calcium ion binding; Notch binding. Lineage: Eukaryota; Metazoa; Chordata; Aves; Caprimulgiformes; Caprimulgidae. The annotation marks the transcript as partial. The record is from RefSeq and is a predicted model, not a curated record. The transcript has a single exon.